Molecule: messenger RNA, 2022 nt
Organism: Nerophis lumbriciformis (worm pipefish)
Lineage: Eukaryota; Metazoa; Chordata; Actinopteri; Syngnathiformes; Syngnathidae
Source: RefSeq, a predicted model, not a curated record
AUGGGAAACGGCUUGUGCUCGCGGAGGCAACGGAGGAUUUUCCAGUGCCUCCUGCUCGUCACCGUAGUAUGCGGAAUGAUGUACGGCGGGAUGGUGUCUUACGAGAUGCACAAGGAACUGAAGAGGACACAGGCCAUGGCACUGAAAUACCAGCAGCACCAAGAAUCUUUAUCGGCUCAGCUCCAAGUGGUCUAUGAACAUCGCUCAAGACUGGAGAAGUCUCUUCAGAAGGAGAGGUUAGAGCACAAAAAGGCCAAAGAAGAUUACUUGGUGUAUAAACUCGAAUCACAGCAAUCAUUGAACAAGGAGAAGCAAGACUCCAGCAGCAAACUGAGCUCACUUCAUGUUCAACAUCAGAUGCUCAAGAACCAACAUGAAGACCUCAAGAAGCAGUACUAUGAUCUGCAGGAGCAGCAUCAAAUGCAGGGAAAUGAUCACAGUCGGCUGAUAGAUGAGCACAGAGAACGCUACGAAAAAAUGCAACAAAUCAAAGAGCGGGAGGUGUCCCAACUGAAAGACAGUGUGUUUAACCUCAGGGAGGAAAAUAAGCAGCUAAGGAAGGCCCAUCAUGAUAUUCACAUGCAACUGCAGGAUGCUCAGGUGAGGCAUCAAGACCUGAAGACUGCACAUGAUCAGAUCUCACUGUCACUAGAAGACCACAAGAAUGCACUAGCGGCAGCUCAGGUACAAGUGAAUGCAUACAAAGAGCUGAAGGAGUCCCUGAACAAGGCACAGAACUCGAGACAGUCUGAGCAAAACACUGUGCUUCAGCAACCGGAUCCCCAGGUUCAGCAGUCCAAUGCAUUGGUGCAGUCAAAGAAGGAGGCCCCAGUCCUAAAAGGGGAUCACCAUGAUACUGAGCCCAGAUUGGACCAGCAAGAAGAGAAGGGUCAUGUUCAGCCCCAGUUCCAGUCUCAUCCUACAUUGUCUCAGCACGCUUUGUCAGAAAAAGAGGAGGAUGGCGAUGCGGAAAGAAAGAGGGAGCUGGCUGAGGAGGAGAUGGCCCAAGCAGGACAGCCUCAAAAGCUAGAGGAGGAAGAUCAGGAUCAACUGCAAGAGGAGCAACAGGAGGAGGAGGAAGGCGAGCCUGAACUGGAGCACUCAGAUGAGAACGCCUUGGACAGACAGAUACAUGAGCCGCCGCAACCACAUCAAGAGGUGCACCCUCAGAUGGAGGGCGCCAAGUCCGCUUAUGAGCAGCAGAAGGAGCAGCAGCGCCUGGAGGCUCAGAAGGCCGAAGAGCGCAGAAUGAUCCAGAUGCGACAGGACUCAUUGAAGGUACAAAGAGAGCGGGUGCUAAGGGAGAGGGAAGCGAAGCUACAGGAAGAGCAGGAGAGGGAGAAGCAGCACCAUCAGGAGGCAGACCGACGGGAACAGCUGUUAAGAGAAGAGCACCAAAGGAAAAGGACAGAGUAUGAAAACAUGCAGCACAAUUUAGAUCAACAAAAAGACGAGCAUGGCAUGAACAAAGAAGAGAAACAUUCUCUCUUGAUACACAAGGACAUGAAGCUGCCACAACAUCAGCAGGGUGCCAUCGGUGGGGGAGAGCUGGACCCUGAGGAUGACCCUAACAACCAGGGAGAGGACGAGUUCGAAGAAGCCGAGGAAGACCAAUCACAUCACCGUGUGAAUGAGGAUGAAGAUAUUGUGGAGGAAGAUGAGGAAGAAGGGGAGGGGCCUGCAGCACAUGCCCAGCAUGACGAUUCACACCAAGGCCACGAGCAACCUGCUAUGGAAGAUGAGCUGGUGAUUGCUGGAAACCCAGACCAGCAGGAGGACAAUCUGGAUGACCAGUAUCAGGAGGAAGCUGAGGAGGAGGCACAGGAGGACGUUGCUGGUGGGGAGAAGGGGAGAGAAGAGGAGGAUGGAGAGGACACUUACAAUGAAGAAAACCUAAAACAGGGACCACAAAAGGAAGAGGCUCACGCCGAGGACAUUGAGGAAGAGAAUUACGAGGAAGAGGAAGUGGAGGAAGACGGACCUGCGGGAAAGAAGGGACCCGCUCGACGGGGAGAAAUGUAA